AUGAUCACCUGGCAGAUACUCACACAGCUGUUUGAUACCGUCAAGGCGAAAGACGAUAGCUCAGUAGAACACACUGAUGUUGAUAAGAUGGAAUUUGACAAGUUGAAAUAUACGAAGGACUUCACUGGCUCAAUUGACAAGACUGUGCUGGCAAUGAAGGGAGACAAGGCGAUUGUGACUAUUUCAUCAGUGAAACUGUACUCAAAACCAAAGAAGAGUGACUCAUCUAAGAAAGAUGAUUCAAAGAAAGAUGAUUCUAAGAAAGACAGUUCUAAGGAUAAGAAGAAGGGUGAAGAGGAUGAUACCGAUAAGGCAAGCAGCAGUAGUGGAAUCACUGCUGAUGAUUUGGACGUAGAGAAGAUCAUCACCGAACCAAAGAAGAUGAUCACUGGUGACGUGACCCUUUCAUCGAUCAGCAGCGUGCUUGACGACAAGGACGUGCCAAGUCAGGCAGACUGGGACAAAAUGAGCGAUACGCAGAAGAAGGAGUUCCUGGAGAGCAAGGUGGCCUUCAAGGAGUUCAAGGUCGACCUGUCUGCUGCGAUUGAGGACGAGAACACGCUCAACGUGCUCGAGUUCCUCUGCGUUGGGGCGGACCAGAAGGAGUUUCUGGUGCAGAGCAAGGUGAUUCUGGCUGAAGAAGGCGGAAAGUACAAGUUUGCUUCUGGAACGGCAAUUUACAAGCAGUGGUGGUUCUACGCCCUGAUUGCAAUUGCACUGGUUGCAUUGCUCCUGGUCUUUGUGAUGUGCUGCAAGGGAGACUAA
Enterospora canceri is the source of this 765-nucleotide messenger RNA. The record is from the annotation of a GenBank genome assembly. NCBI's taxonomy places the organism in Eukaryota, Fungi, Microsporidia, Enterocytozoonidae.